AUGGGGAAUCAGGAUGGCAAACUGAAGAGGAGCGCAGGUGAUGUCUCCCAUGAAGGAGGGGGAGGCGGUGGAUGUGGCGGGGAGGAUGCUAUUGGGCCCAGGGAUGCUGAAGGCACCAAGAAGGGUAGCGGAGGAAAGAAGGCGCUGGGCAAACACGGAAAGGGGGGAGGGGGAAGUAGCACUGGAGAGUCUGGCAAGAAGAAGAGCAAGUCGGACUCGAGAGCCUCAGUUUUUUACAACCUGCGGAUCAGGAAGAACCUAUCUAAGGGAAAGGGGGGCGCCGGUUCACGGGAAGAUGUGCUGGACUCCCAGGCCCUACAAACGGGGGAGCUGGACAGCGCUCACUCCUUGGUCACGAAGACCCCUGAUCUUAGCCUGUCUGCUGAUGAAGUGGGCCUGUCAGAUACUGAGGGCACGGACCCCUUCGAAGUCAGCCGUCCAAGUGUGGUAGGGCCUGCAGGGCUCGGGGUUCAGUCCGCCAUAGAAGGGGAUUUGGAAGCAGCCCCUGGGGCGCAAGAUGGACAAAGGACCAGUUCAGGCUCAGAUACAGACAUCUAUAGCUUUCACUCAGCCACGGAGCAGGAGGACUUGCUCUCAGAUAUUCAGCAGGCAAUUCGACUCCAGCAGCAACAGCAGCAGCAACAGCAGCACCAAGGUGGUGCAGUCAGCUCGGGAGACCCUUCCCCAUCCCUGGGCUCUGCUCCUCUCCAACCAGGGGCCUUCCUUGGCCUGGACCACUUUCUGCUGGGGCCUGUCAGUAGAGUUGGGGAAGCCCCAGGGAGUCCAGACACCGAGCAAGCUUUAUCUGCCCUCUCUGACCUCCCGGACAGUUUGCCCCCUGAGCCUACAGCUCAGGAGAAGCCACCGCCCCCUAGUGGCGUGGAUUGGGAGGUCACAGCCCCCGUGGCUACUCUGCCUGCAGCCACAGACUCCCCUUCUUCCACUGCCUUCCCUUUCCCAGAGCCGGGUUUGGGAGAGACUACAACUGUAGCCUCCUCUGUUGGAGGAGCAGGAGACACAGAUGAUGAUGAGGAGGAUGCAUUUGAGGAUGCUCCCCGAGGUUCUCCUGGGGAGGAGUGGGACAAGAACACCCAGGAGACUCCCUCUGAGGUAGAAGAGGAGGGAGACGUGCUGAGGGCAUACCCAACGCCUCCCCAAAUGGACAGCCCUGUCCCGAGUCCUCGUUGCUUUAAGCCCUACCCACUAAUUAACCCUUGUUAUAUCAAGACCACCACUCGACAACUUAGCUCACCCAAUCACUCACCUUCUCAGUCCCCCAGCCAGAGCCCCCGGAUUAAGAGAAGGUUAGAGCCUUCUUUGAGCAGGGGUCAAAGGGCUACCUUGGUCUCUACUGCUGCCCAGGUCAAGAAGCACAAGACAAGUGGCAGCACCUUGGUGGGGGGACUCAGCCGCUCUGCUGACUGGACAGAGGAGGUGGAGCAGAGGGAACCCAGGGUGGGUGGCUCAGCAGACCUGCUUGAAUAUGGGGCAGCCCAAGAAGGAGCUGAUGGAACCCCCCCAACCCUGUCCAGAAAGUCCUCAGGAGUGCAGGCUGCCAAUGAUGUUUUCCAGAAUGUAUUCACAGGGCGCACUCUAUUGGAAAAGCUGUUUAGCCAGCAAGAGAACGCACCACCAGAAGAAGCGGAGAAAUUUUGUUCUCGGAUUAUUGCGAUGGGUCUUCUACUUCCUUUCAGCGACUGCUUCAGGGAGCAGUGUAACCAGAGUGUUCAGCAAAGCUCAGCUCCAUUUGAUCAAGAUCAACUUUACACUUGGGCUGCAGUCAGUCAACCCACACAUUCUCUGGAUUAUACAGAAGAGCAGUUUCCGAGGAGAAUCCCCCCUGCCUGGCCUCCAGCAAAGGCUCCUGCUGAGGAACAUGGACCUAAGGAUGCUGAAACAGAACUUCAAGCUACCAUUUCAGAAACACCGAAACAGUGUAUAGAUGCUGUUCAACAGGAAACUUUUGACAUGAAAUCUGAGGAACACGCAAAUGUAAUUCAGCAGCUGGAACAGACAAUUGAAAAUCUGAGGACCAAAAUAGCUGAAUUAGAGAAGCAAUACCCUACCACAGACAUGGAGGUUGAUAAAGGAAAACAAGUGGCCGAAAGGGGAGUAGCUGAGGGUGUUUGUCAUGAAGAUAUCCACUUAAAUGAAGAAGAGAUAAGGCAUCAAAGGAUGUUGCAUGUGAAAUCAGUACAGACUUCACCAACACAGGAGGGCAGUGCAUCUGUAAUGCCUUUUGCUAACACACUGCCACAGCAUCCUCCAUUUACUCAGGAGGGUAUAAAUGGACAGCCAACUGUGCCAUUGUCCCCUUCUGGACCUCAAACUAAGUUUUGUUCAGAGAUUUCUUUGAUUGUUUCACCAAGGUUAAUAUCUGUGCAACUUGAUGCAAAUCAAUCCAUACAGUGUGUAUCACAGCCUCCACCACCUCCACCCCUCCCAGGUUCUGAUAAUCAAGAAAAUAUUCUAACACAGACUCCCCCAACCCCUUUUAUAACUGAAUGUGUGACCAACCAUGAACAUCUCCUUCCCACAUCUUUUGAAAAUAGUCAUGGCAUCCUACCUUCCCCACAUCUAACCGGUACAGAACUGAAUCCUCCUCUGCCUGGUGCAGGUAUCCCACCACCACCUCCUCUGCCUGGUGCGGGCAUUCCACCACCCCCACCUCUACCUCCUUUUCCUGACACAGCACCUUCUAUCUCCAUGCCUGGAUCAGGCAUAAUGAUUCCUCCCCCACCUCCUCUUCCUGGCAUGACUGUGCUGCCCCCUCCACCACCUCUGCCUGGAGCGGGGAUCCCUCCUCCUCCACCUCUGCCUGGAGCGGGGAUCCCUCCUCCUCCACCUCUUCCUGGAGCAGGGGUGCCCCCUCCUCCUCCACCUCUUCCUGGAGCAGGGGUGCCCCCUCCUCCUCCACCUCUACCUGGAACGGGUGUACCUCCUCCUCCCCCACCUUUGCCAGGAAUGGGAGUCCCCCCUCCUCCCCCACCUUUGCCAGGAAUGGGGGUGCCUCCUCCUCCCCCACCUCUGCCUGGUGUAGGAGUUCCCCCUCCCCCACCUCUGCCUGGUAUGGGAGUCCCUCCACCUCCUCCACCUUUGCCUGGAGUGGGGAUACCACCCAUCUCUGCACCCCCUCUGCCACCUGGAUCAGGUCCUCCACCUCCACCUCAAGCUGGGGGCAGUGCAUUGCCAAACAUGAUGCUUCCACAAGUAUGUGGAUUCCUUCCUCCUCCAUUGCCAGCUGGCUUGUUUGGAAUAGGCUUGCAUCAGGACAAAGUGAGUAGGAAACAAGCAAUAGAGCCUUGUCGACCAAUGAAGCCUCUUUAUUGGACAAGAAUUCAACUACACAAUAAAAGAGAUUCUAGCACUUCUCUCAUUUGGGAAAAAAUCGAAGAGCCAUCCAUAGAUUGUCAUGAGUUUGAAGAAUUAUUUUCUAAAACUGCUGUAAAGGAGAGGAAGAAACCUAUUUCUGACACCAUAACAAAGACCAAGACUAAACAAGUUGUCAAGUUAUUAAGCAACAAAAGAUCACAAGCAGUUGGAAUAUUAAUGUCAAGCCUUCAUUUAGAUAUGAAAGACAUACAGCAUGCUGUUGUGAAUUUGGAUAACUCUGUGGUUGAUCUGGAAACUCUUCAAGCCCUCUAUGAAAAUAGAGCACAGUCAGAUGAAUUGGAAAAAAUUGAAAAGCAUGGCAGAUCAUGCAAAGAAAAAGAAAAUGCCAAGGCUUUGGACAAACCUGAACAGUUCCUUUACGAACUAUCACUAAUACCCAACUUUUCAGAGCGAGUCUUUUGUAUCCUGUUCCAGUCAACAUUUUCCGAAAGCAUUUGCUCAAUUCGUCGCAAACUUGAACUACUACAGAAGUUGUGUGAGACAUUGAAAAAUGGGUCAGGGGUUAUGCAGGUUCUAGGUCUGGUUCUUGCCUUUGGUAAUUACAUGAAUGGUGGGAACAAGACUCGGGGACAGGCAGAUGGUUUUGGAUUAGACAUUCUGCCAAAGCUGAAAGAUGUCAAAAGCAGUGACAAUAGCCGGAGUCUUUUGUCAUAUAUUGUCUCAUAUUAUCUUCGAAAUUUCGAUGAGGACGCUGGAAAAGAACAAUGUGUUUUUCCACUGCCAGAACCCCAGGAUCUAUUUCAAGCCUCCCAGAUGAAGUUUGAAGACUUUCAGAAAGACCUUCGCAAACUGAAGAAAGAUUUGAGAGCCUGUGAAACUGAAGCAGGAAAAGUUUAUCAAAUGUCCCUAGAAGAACAUAUACAACCUUUCAAAGAAAGUAUGGAGCAAUUCAUUUGUCAAGCGAAAAUUGACCAAGAAGCCGAAGAGCAUUCAUUGACAGCAGCUCAUAAAUGUUUUUUGGAAACUACGGCCUAUUUCUUCAUGAAACCAAAAAUGGGAGAGAAGGAAGUGUCCCCACAUGUUUUCUUCAGCCUUUGGCAUGAAUUCAGCUCUGACUUUAAAGAUUUCUGGAAAAAAGAGAACAAACUUAUUCUCCAAGAGAGAGUAAAAGAAGCAGAGGAAGUGUGUCGGCAGAAAAAAGAAAAAUCUCUGUAUAAAAUAAAGCCGAAACAUGAUUCUGGAAUUAAAGCAAAAAUAAGCAUGAAAAUCUGACCACCAGAAGUCAGAGUGGAUAUAGCAUUGCCCCUAAAUCUACAAAGUUCAAUGUAUAAAGCGGGAAAGGAAACUACAUCAUUUGGAUCAUAUUUUCAUCUUGACCUAAGUCUAGUUUCUGUUUUCUUGACUUAUUCACUGAUCAAUUCCUCU
This is a messenger RNA of Gracilinanus agilis (Agile Gracile Mouse Opossum), 4758 nucleotides long. RefSeq names its product formin 2 (gene FMN2). The transcript is spliced from 18 exons. Lineage: Eukaryota; Metazoa; Chordata; Mammalia; Didelphimorphia; Didelphidae. Gene Ontology annotation, cellular component: cytoplasm; endoplasmic reticulum membrane; nucleus. The record is from RefSeq and is a predicted model, not a curated record. Bases 1 to 4605 code for a protein of 1534 amino acids. Gene Ontology annotation, biological process: intracellular signal transduction; intracellular transport.